Messenger RNA from Diachasma alloeum, 552 nucleotides. Its product is annotated as cytochrome b5-related protein-like. The record is from RefSeq and is a predicted model, not a curated record. Lineage: Eukaryota; Metazoa; Arthropoda; Insecta; Hymenoptera; Braconidae. The transcript has 2 exons. Gene Ontology annotation, cellular component: mitochondrion. The coding region runs from base 286 to 552 and encodes 88 amino acids. Gene Ontology annotation, molecular function: heme binding.
CUUGAGGGUAUCAUUGAGAGGUCACAUUGUUUGUGAUGCGUGUCAGUGUGAUCAGUGGGUGGUUGGAGGAAUGGUAUAUAAUGUAGAGCCCCUUUCCUCAAAUUUUGCAUAACGUCGAAUAACGUUGAGUGCAUUCAGUAGUCUCCAAAAGUUACAAAUAAUUUUUUUUUCCUAUUAAAAGCGUUGAAAUGAUUGUGCUUUGAACAUGAAUACAAUUCUCUGGCUGAGGAUUUUAAUCUGAAGGUAGAUAAAUUGGGGUAAAGAUUGUUGUUUGAUCGCGGGAAGAUGAAGACACCGAUAAUGAAGAGUUCGAUACCGGGGCUGGCGGAGUUUCCAGCGAGAUUUGAUAGGAUACCUACGGGUGACGGAUGGGUGGAGGGUAGGAGGAGGCUCGACGGGGCGGAGGGGUUGUGGAGGAUCAACGAUCGAUUGUACGAUCUCACGAAUUUUGUGAAGAAACAUCCUGGGGGUUCGGAGUGGCUCACUAUCACUAAGGGAACUGAUAUCACGGAAUUGUUCGAGAGUCAUCACUUGACUGNUCACCGACUCUAA